This is a messenger RNA of Neolamprologus brichardi, 847 nucleotides long. Its product is annotated as sperm-associated antigen 16 protein-like. The record is from RefSeq and is a predicted model, not a curated record. Gene Ontology annotation, biological process: axoneme assembly. Lineage: Eukaryota; Metazoa; Chordata; Actinopteri; Cichliformes; Cichlidae. Gene Ontology annotation, cellular component: axonemal central apparatus.
UUGAGUGAGCCCCGUAUUACCAUAGCAACGUCAAACUCUGGCUGAACGAAGCAAUGGAUGCAGCGCAAGAAAGUGAAGAGAAAGUGGCUGACGGCACAUCGCCUGACAGUAAUGAUGACUUUAAAUGUGAAGACAUUUCUGUAGAAGACGAAUUGAGUUUAAAAGAAGGUGAAGAAGACUUGGAAGCGACGGUGAAAGCAAUCCAAGACCGGGCAGAAGCCAGUGCAAGGCCCAGUUCAACCAACAGAACAUCCAAACCACCAGCCAUAGUUGACUUUUUACGGAACUUUCUCUUCCAAAUGGGCAUGCCAGAAACCCUCGAUUGUUUUCAAACCGAGUGGAACGAGAUGGUGCAGAAAGGACUGCUGAAGGAAGAGGGUCUCACGGUGACCCCAUUCGUUCACAUUGAAAACCAGCGUCUGGAAAACGAGCUGAAAACCGCUCUGAAGGAGAUGGAGGAGUACAGGCGUGCAGUCUCUGCAGCAGCCGGGACUUUGGUGAGGGUGCAAAAAAACAGAGACUUUCACCGGAUGCAACAUAAGCGUGUUGUCCAGGAGAAAAACCUACUCAUCGAGGAGAUGAGGAAAGUCAAGAUGCAGUGCAACAGCUACGAACCUGCGGUGAAGCGGAUGAACGAGAAAUAUGAGGUCGUUUUAAAGCAGGUCAUGCUGGCGGCUUUGGAGAGGGACAAAGCCUUCAGGGAGGUGAACUCUUCGUCAGUUCAACCCUCUGUGGAGGGGGGGAACGGGGAGGAGAGGCGGGCGUAGAGAAAUACCCUUCAGUGACACAGCCGAGACCUCCGGGCCCUACGCACUCAAAAAAAUAAAUUGGGUUGUUGUUACAUUUA